GCUGUUCUAUUUAAUUUUCCUCUUAGUGUCUCCCCGUCUCAACCAGAAGGUGAUAGAAUUUGGCACCUGAACACCCAUUUUCUCUUAGAUUGUAUUUGCCUUAUCCCGCUGACGACCAGAACUUUUCCGAGAUGGAGAGCAUCAAAUCUCCAUUUCGAGGAAUAGUGGCGGAUUUCCGAGGUCGAGCGUCGUGCUACAAGGAAGAUUGGAUCUCAGGUCUUCAUUCAGGAUUCGGGAUUUUGGCCCCAACAACAUAUAUUUUCUUUGCCUCCGCACUCCCAGUUAUUGCCUUUGGUGAGCAGCUCAGUAGAGAUACAGAUGGAAGCUUGAGCGCUGUUGAAACAUUGGCAUCGACCGCCAUUUGUGGCAUCAUACACUCCUCGUUCGGUGGACAGCCUCUUCUAAUACUUGGAGUUGCAGAGCCCACCAUUAUCAUGUACACUUAUCUUUACAACUUUGCCAAAGGAAGGAAGGAUUUGGGCCACGAACUAUACUUGGCUUGGGCUGGAUGGGUGUGCGUAUGGACUGCUCUGUUGCUGUUUCUGCUAGCAAUAUUCAACGCCUGCGACAUAAUCAACCGAUUCACAAGAGUUGCAGGAGAGCUUUUCGGGAUGUUAAUUACUGUUCUCUUCAUUCAAGAGGCCAUCAAGGGAGUUGUGAGUGAGUUCAGAGUCCCUGAAGGCGAAGACAUAAGCUUGGAGAAAGAUCAAUUCCAGAGGUUUUACAUGAACGGGCUGUUGGGGAUAAUAUUCACCUUCGGCCUUCUCUACACUGCUUUGAAGAGCAGGAAGGCAAGAUCUUGGUUAUAUGGAACAGGAAGCCUCAGAAGCUUCAUUGCUGAUUACGGGGUACCGCUAAUGGUAAUAGCUUGGACAGCACUUUCCUUUAGUGUGCCAAGUAAAGUUGCUUCCGCUGUUCCACGGAGGUUGUUUAGCCCGUUACCAUGGGAAUCCGCUUCUACACAUCACUGGACUGUGAUUGUGGAUAUGUGGAGGGUACCGCCUGCAUACGUCUUUGCAGCUUUUGUUCCUGCUUUAAUGAUCGCCGGGCUCUACUUCUUCGACCACAGUGUGGCUUCACAGCUAGCACAGCAGAAGGACUUCAAUCUGAAGAAGCCGUCUGCAUAUCACUACGAUAUCUUAAUUCUCGGAUUCAUGACUUUGCUUUGCGGGUUAAUCGGGUUGCCUCCAUCCAACGGGGUCCUCCCACAGUCUCCGAUGCACACGAAGAGCCUUGCAGUUUUGAAGAAGCAGUUGAUUCGAAGGAAGAUGGUAGAGAGUGUGAAGGAGAGUAUUAAGCAAAAUGCCAGCAACUCAGAGAUAUACGGCAAAAUGCAAGCUGUUUUCAUAGAAAUUGAAAACACUCCUGUUACUUCGUCAGUAUUUCAAGAGCUAGAAGAUUUGAAAGAGGCAGUUAUGCAACCUAAAAAGGACCAAGACAAAGAAGUAACAUUUGAUCCCAAGAAGCACCUAGAUGCCUGCUUGCCAGUGCGAGUGAACGAGCAAAGAGUGAGCAAUCUCCUACAAUCACUUCUAGUAGCAGCAUCGGUACUUGCUAUGCCCGCAAUUAAGCUCAUUCCGACAUCGGUGCUCUGGGGAUAUUUCGCUUAUAUGGCAAUCGACAGUCUCCCCGGAAACCAGUUCUGGGAGCGUCUGCUCCUUCUCUUCAUCGUGCCAGCUCGUCGCUACAAGGUGCUCGAGCAAGUGCACGCCUCGUUUGUCGAGUCGGUUCCUUUAAAGUGCAUAGCGGCAUUCACGCUAUUCCAGUUUGUGUACUUGCUCCUUUGCUUCGGAAUUACAUGGAUACCAAUUGCGGGAGUCCUAUUCCCCCUCCCAUUCUUCAUCCUCAUAAGCAUAAGACAGCAUAUACUGCCCAAGUUUUUCUCUCCCCACCAUCUUCGGGAAUUGGAUGCUGCCGAGUACGAAGAGAUAGCUUGGACCCCAAGAAUCUCCCUCAGCCUAUCUCGUCGAGUAUGCGCAAACAUGCUGAACGAGGCGCCUCACUUGGGAAGUACGGAAAGCAGGAUUGAAGUUUGUGACGCCGAGACCUUGGAUGAGCUUACGACAAGCAGAGGAGAGCUGAAGGUCAGGACCAUGAGCUUCGGCGAGUACUGAAGUGGCCAACUGGUGCACCGGCAAGAAAUUGUCCCCAAAGAUGGAUGGGUUUCCGUUUUCCCGGGGAACAAAUGAAAAGAUGAUUAUGGCAUAGCAAUAGCAGAGAGACGGUAUAUAUUAAACAGAAGUAGGCAUAAUUGGGUGGACUGACAUCAGAAUUUGAUUGGAGUAAGACGCAUGCUACACACACGAAUGACAUCAAAUAUGUAAUGUUCUAAUAAUGUUUAAAUACCGACUUAGCAAAU
Messenger RNA from Punica granatum (pomegranate), 2359 nucleotides. NCBI's taxonomy places the organism in Eukaryota, Viridiplantae, Streptophyta, Magnoliopsida, Myrtales, Lythraceae. The record is from RefSeq and is a predicted model, not a curated record.